Messenger RNA from Daphnia pulex (common water flea), 4999 nucleotides. RefSeq lists its product as uncharacterized. The transcript has 11 exons. The record is from RefSeq and is a predicted model, not a curated record. Gene Ontology annotation, cellular component: apical cortex. Lineage: Eukaryota; Metazoa; Arthropoda; Branchiopoda; Diplostraca; Daphniidae. The coding region runs from base 780 to 4538 and encodes 1252 amino acids. Gene Ontology annotation, molecular function: protein binding; cytoskeletal adaptor activity. Gene Ontology annotation, biological process: asymmetric cell division; establishment of mitotic spindle orientation; apical protein localization.
GUGAAGUCUCAGUUCCUACAGAGCGCCAGUUGUUCACCAGCGUCCGAGCCGCACGGUCAUGUGUAGAGCUGCGUUCUAGCCGCUAUUCCGGCUCUUAUCUCACUCUCCCUCUCUCACUCUCUCCGUUAGGGCCCCCCUCCUCAUCCCGUAUUUUUUUUUUCAGUGUAAUUUUUACUUGUGUGUGUGCGCGGUGCUCGGUUUUUUAUUAUUUUCUAUUCGUGGGUGUGUAUUGUCGUUCUCUCUCUCUCCCCCCUUGCUUGAUAGAAACUCUCCCACCUGGUUGUUUCUCUUCUCCAACUGAUUUGAAUCGACCGUUUUCGAAUGUAGCACAGCUGAUAUCAGAUAGGCUAGGAGAAUUUUUUAUUUCUCUUUGAAUUGUUUUUGUUUGACGAGAACUUUUGAUUGGGACCCAAUUGUGUGAGCGCCGAAAAACAGUUGAUUGAUUGAAUCAAUUCGCCGCGACAAGGAUUUUUUGGUCUGUGAAACUUUCGUGUCCAAAUUGCGUAUCGAACGCACAAAAAAUCCAUUCAGUGAUUGUGAAAAGAUUGACGGACAAACAGUGUUCUAGUUCUGGACGGAGAUCGGCCGGGAAAAUUGAAACAAGGACCAGCCGUUGGACAAGAAACACAAAGGGAAAGAAGACGUGAGCGAUCCAGCCAAAGGUGUUUCGUCGUCCUUCAUUAGAAAUUCGACCGAUUUCUAACGCAGCCGUUUCUUUAAUCAAUUCAAUCAGAAUUGUAAAUCAAUAGCCCAGUUAAAACAAAAGAAAAAGAAAAAAAAUGGCAGCUUAUAUUUUGUCGCCGGAACGGUGGAGGGAAUUGUCGGCCGCUUCUUCGCCAUCAGUCGCUGACGCUGGCCAACAGCAAACGCCUCAAGCCGUUGGGCCGGGCAUUCGUCGACGCAUCAGCCGCGUCUUUUACGAGGCUCAUCAUACUCCAGUGUCGUCUCCAGUGGCGCUGAAUUUGCAUCAUCACCUGCCGGCCGGAGGUGAUCAGAUGGACGUGGCCGAAGAUGAGGAUUUGGUGGCGGCCGCUGGCGUGAUCGCGGCUCACGUUGAGCGUUUCCUGCCGCAACGGAGAUCGCCCGGUCAGAGGAGUCAGGACUCUGGUUUCUCGGGCUACUCGGGUGACUCGGCCAGCGAAGGCUCGGCCGCCUCCAGCACCAAUUCGCCAGUUCCGGCGGCGUCCGGUAACGCCUCGUCGGCCAGCAGCAGCAGCAGCAGCGCUGGCAAACGAUCGCCUCUCUCCGAUCCGGAAGCCGCCGAACGAGCUCUGCUGGCCGAGCCCGUCUGUGGCCCGUCGUCCAGAGUCCUCGAGACGGACUUGGAUGCCGCCACGCCGGCCAGACUGCACGUCAGCCGGAUCUACAUCCGGGGAACGAGUCAAAGCCCGACGGAAACGACGGCGGCCAAUUUGAAUUUGCGCGACGUUUUGUGCGAGAAGAACAUCCAGCCCGUCAACUUAUCCGGCACGCCGGAAUCGUCUUCCACGUCACCGGACAAGUGCGUGGGCGACAAGAGCCCCAUCAGCGUCGUGCUGGCCAACAAUAGCCAACAGACUGCGACGAUGACGACGGGCGUCAUGAUCCACAACCGCAACCACAACAACAACAACAAUUACAACUACGAAGCGGAUCGUUCCGGCGACAGCCAGACGGCCCUUUUGUUGGAACACAAGAGCCUCGUGCCGCCCUCUUCGAUGCGACCCAAUUUGAGCUGGAAGAAAUUGAGCGAAUCCUUCCGGCGGGUCAUCAGUUCCGGCCGGAUGAUGUCGGCUGGAUCGUCGUCGACGACGACAACGUCGCAGAGUUGCCUGCCCACCGUGGCGGACAUUGACGAGUCGUUCACGGACGAGGAGAAGAGCCGGAUGCUCUUGCUGGGCAAGCGCAGCAAUUUGCGCCGGAUCAAGUCGGAAGUCAUCGAGGCCCAGCAGCACGUGGAAAAGGAGGAGCAAAGCGAAGAGGAGCCGGAAGGCGGAAGGAUUUGCGCCAACCGCGUGACGAUUGUGACCGAGAGCCCGCAACCCACCAGCCGCUACCUGGGCGGACCCAGGAGCUCGACACCUCGUAAAACGCUUCCGGCGGAAGGCCGGAACCACCAGCGGCGGACGAUCGUGUCCUCGGGCAGCAGCAGCACUAGCACGUUGGCUGUCAACAACAUCAACAACAACAACCAGAACCGGCACUGCUCCUCCCGUUUGGCCGGCGAUGAGAAUCGACCGCGAGUUCACUGGGCCGACAUCGACCCAGUUUUCAACAGCAACGAGAACUUGGCUACUGACGGGCGCCGGAAGCAGCCACCGCAACAGCAACAACAACAACCAGCGGCAUCAUCGGCAUGCCGUCCAGUCAACGGCCAUCUGGCGGCCGUCGUGACCUCCUGGCCGGAUAAUAGCACGUGGGAUUCGGACACGCCGUCGCUGGAAAUCGGCCACCAGGUCGUCACGACGGGCCAUCCGCCCACUGCGACACCUUGUCAGCCGGCCGCCUCCGCCGCUGUGCCCCUUGUCGGUGGCGUCGGUGGCGUCGCUCCGGUGGAGCAGAGGAAGAUCAGACGCGGACUGCGGAUGGGCGUUGGCGUCGACCGCUCGCUCAUUGCCACUCCUCACGCCCGCAAGCAGCAGCAGCCCGUCCCGGCACCCGUCGUCCCAGUCAACCAACAUCCGAUGAUCAUUCCAGCUCCGGCGGAAUUCCGAUCCGUCCUCUCACACCCCCAACCAUCUCCAUCUGGCCUCAGGUGGAGUCCCGUCGAGGCCUGGCUCAAAGAUCUGCCCAUGUUUUACCAGCCGGAGUCGACGUGCGCCCUCCAGAACAAGGCCAUCCAGCAGCAGCAACAACAACAAAUCCAGCUGAAACAACAGCAGCAACAACAACAACAGCGACGCGUUUCCUCGGCCAGCUGGAUGACGGACGACAGUUCGAGCAGCGCCGACGGCAGUAGCCAACUCUUGUCCCUCCACCACCAAUCGGACGACGAGGACCGGACGUACAGCAUGACCGUGACGGCCAGGGCCCAGGUGAGGCGCCUCCAGCGCCGGGCUCACCUCAUCUCGACGGAAUUCGCUCAACUUUGCUCAUUUAUUGAACUUUACGAGGAAUCGAAAUUGGCCAGUCUGAUCCCGCUCUUCCUGGCCCACGUCAUCCAGUUCAUCCGUGAAGCCGAGCUGGCCGUCCUGAGCGACUGCGGAGAAACGGAAGCCAUCCGGACGGAAGGCAGCGAGGAGCUGAUCCACUCGCUGAGACAGACGUGCACCCAGCUGGUCCAAAUCGUCACCUUCAGCACUCGCCCGCUCUACAUGAUGAUGUCGGAGCCGGGUCUGAUGCUGGACACUGAAAUGGAGCCGGCCCAACUGCCGCUGCCCGUCAACUGGAGUCUGGCCCGUCAGAUCACGGCCAAACUUGGCCAGGUCUUUGUUUCCAUCGUCGACACCUUUGUCGGAAGAGAAAUCGAGGUGUUGACGGCCGCACUGAAGAGCGGUAAGUGCGUGUCGGCCGCCAAAUUGGCGGCCAAUUCGCUCAUGUCGCUGGGCUCGGACGCUGCCAGACCGGCCCUCCGCCCGCUGAUCGAAGCUUUCCAGGUGGUCCAUUUGCGGCCUGUGCGGGCUGACCUCCUCCGGGCCCUGGCUGCCCUCUGCUCUUCGGCAGACAUCAUUCAAGAAUUCGAAACGUGCGGAGGUUUGGCCGUUGUCUUCGACAUUCUGUGCAACCCACGCAGCCAGGCGGAUUCUGAAGAGAAAUCCGAAGCUGCCGGACUCUUGGCUCAAAUCACAUCGCCUUGGCUGGACCCCCCGAUGGAAGAUGCCCAAGCCGGAAUCAUUUGUGGCACCAGCAGCAGCAACGGAGGAGAUCUCCAGCAGCCAAAUCCCAACGGCGCAUGGCCGACGCUCCAUCUGACGCCUUACAUUUCGUCCUUCAUUGCGGCCUUGACUGAGCUGAGCAGCCAAACGGAAACGGAAGAGACUCUCUUGUUGUCGACGGCCGCGUUGGCCAAUUUGACUUUCAGUCACUCAGAGGCCGUCCAGUUGAUGGCCAAGUAUCGCACAGCUCAAGUCCUAGUCCAGGCCACCAGUUUCCGCAAAGAAUUGUCCGUUUUCAUCCAAGAUCAGAUUGCCACGAUCCUGGCCAACAUGGCAGCCGUCUACUCCGCCCGGGCAGAGUUGGUAUCUCACGGCGCCCUGGUCACGCUGGUCAGUUUCUUGCAAUUGAGGCCAUCGCCGAUGCAACGUCCGGCUGAAGUCACAGCCUCUGAAAGAGUGCUGAAAAAGUCGGCCAUCGCUCUCUCACGAGUGUGCGGUGAAGAAAACGCUGCCCGUCAAAUAGUCGACUUGGAGGGCAUCGAAAGACUGGCCCAGCUGGUUAGAGAUCCUCGAGAGAGGAAUUAUUCCGACGGAGUGUUGGUCGCUUGUUUGGCUGCUUUGCAUAAAAUAGCCACAGCUUGCGGGACGGACGAAGUGGACCGCCGCGGCGCUUCCGAUCUGAUUGAAAAUCGACUCCUCGACGUGUUUCUCGAAUAUUCCUCGCGACCGGAAAGUUACGUCUGAUGGAUCGAUGUCGUUUUGACGAGAUUGAAAUUGACCAAAAUUGUGUCCGUCUGUUUUCUUUUCUUCUGUCAUCUGUUUUGUGUCUUGUCUUGUUUCGUCUCUGCUUUCCGGAAGAGACUGAACGAAGGAGAGAGACGCCAAGAACGAGAAGAUACGUGUGUGUGUGUCGUCCUUCUUUCCUCUGUCCCGUUUUCCAUUUUUCUUUUUUUAAAUUUCCAAGAAGAUAUCGAAUCAUUCCAAAAACAAAAAAGUCGCGUAUAUAUCGGCAUAUAAAUGAAAAAUCAACAUUUACUAUCGCCCAAUUUAUAAAUCUUUUAGUCGUAGCGAGAAAAACAAACUGUAAAGCGCUUUCAUUUUUUUCACCUUUUAUGUGUGACACAAGAAAUUUUACUGUUGUACAGUUCAACCCUCCCUCCCCCCUAAAAAAGAAUACAUUUCGAACAAUCGAUAGCUCUACACAA